UGGGAGGCGACUCGGGAGGAGUUUUGGCGGGAGGGGCACAAAUAUAGUGGCUGGCGCGCCCCACUGGCCGAGGCCCCUAGGCAUAUGAAUCCGCUCGAACACGGCCUCGUCACGGGAAGGAGGACUACGACGGCUUCACCUAAAGCGUGAUAGAGGAGAGAAUCGGAUCUCCCUUGAGAGCAGCGGUUGAGCGGCGCGGCGUGCUCCCUCCCGUGCACCGCUCGUAGCACCCUAUUUCGCUCCCUGCUAAGUUCUUAGCAGCUCCCCGAGAGUCGAGGCAUGGCGGGCGAUGAUAGUUGCAAGAGCGUGGCAAUCAGGAUCCAGCAGCAUUUGGUGAUCCCAGACUUUUUGCAGUCGGUCAGUCUCAAGUAUGUCAAGCUGGGAUACCACUACGCGCUCAAGCAUUUCAUGUACCUGGCUUUGCUCCCGCUCUUGGUGGCCGCCGCCGCCGAGAUUGGACGGGUGGGGAGGCGAGAGCACAUAUGGCUGCUGUGGGAGAGCCUCCACCUCAACCUCAUCAACGUGCUCUUCUGCUCCGCUGCCUUCGUCUUCCUGGCCACCGUCUACUUCAUGGCUCGCCCCCGGAGAGUCUACCUCCUGGACUUCGCCUGCUACAAGCCCGACGACAGGUACAAGUGCUCCAUGGAGGUGCUUGAGGACUUUGCUGCCAAGUCUGGCAAGUUCAACGACGCCAGCCUCGAGUUCCAGAAGAAGGUGGUGUGGCGCUCGGGCCUGGGGCCCGAGACGUACGUGCCCGCAUUUGUUUUUGACGAGCCUGGCACCGAGCCGAGUAUGAGGCAGGCGAGAAGGGAGGCAGAGCAAGUCAUGUUUGGAGCCAUUGACGAGGUGCUGGACAAGACCCACGUCAAGCCCAAGGACAUUGGGAUGCUCAUCGUCAACUGCAGCCUCUUCAAUCCAACGCCCUCCCUCUCCGCUAUGAUCGUCAACCACUACAAGCUCCGCGGGAACAUCAAGAGCUUCAACCUGGCCGGAAUGGGAUGCAGUGCGGGCCUCAUCUCCGUCGACCUCGCCAAGGACCUGCUCCGAGUUCACCCCAACUCGUGUGCGCUCAUCGUCAGCACCGAGAACAUCACCCAGAACUGGUACGUGGGAAACGACCGCUCCAUGCUCGUCACCAACUGCUUGUUUCGCAUCGGUGGCGCUGCAAUUCUGCUCACAAACCGGACAAGGGACCGCCACCGUGCAAAGUACGAGCUGGUUCAUUCGGUGAGGACGCACAAGGGGGCCGACGACAAGUCGUUUGGAUGCGUGGAGCAGAGGGAAGACGAGCUCGGCUUGCGAGGGGUAUCGCUGUCCAAAAACCUCAUGGCUGUUGCCGGCGAAGCUCUCAAGACCAACAUCAGCACCUUGGGUCCCUUGGUCCUUCCCAUCUCGGAGCAGGCAAUCUUCGUGGCUCAUCUCGUGGCUCGAAGGAUCCUCCACAUGAAGCACGUCAAGCCUUACAUUCCGGACUUCAAGCUGGCAUUCGAGCACUUUUGCAUCCACGCUGGAGGUCGGGGCGUCCUGGACGAGAUCCAGAAGAACUUGCAGCUGGGAAGCUGGCAUAUGGAGCCUGCAAGGAUGACUCUCCACAGGUUUGGCAACACGUCCAGCAGCUCGCUGUGGUACGAGCUUGCCUACUCCGAAGCCAAGGAGAGAAUCAGGCGGGGCGACCGAGUGUGGCAGAUAGCUUUUGGCUCUGGAUUCAAGUGCAACAGUGUCGUGUGGAGGGCCACCAGGAACCUUGACAAGCCGUACAGGAACCCCUGGCUGGAUUGCCUGCACAGGUACCCGGUUGACAUGUCUGCCCACGCAUCGCCAUCGCCCUCCUGAAUGGAGAACGCACAAGUUCCUGAUUUCAGCCAGUACACAAACUUGUAUUUCUAGAUGAAAAAGAAUACGAGCAAUGAAGGAUUUUACGCUA
Molecule: messenger RNA, 1924 nt
Organism: Selaginella moellendorffii
Lineage: Eukaryota; Viridiplantae; Streptophyta; Lycopodiopsida; Selaginellales; Selaginellaceae
Product: 3-ketoacyl-CoA synthase 11
Exons: 1
Coding region: 280-1833 (517 amino acids)
Biological process (GO): fatty acid biosynthetic process
Cellular component (GO): membrane
Molecular function (GO): acyltransferase activity, transferring groups other than amino-acyl groups
Source: RefSeq, a predicted model, not a curated record